AUGGCCUCCUUUGUCGGUUGGGCUGUGACCGAGCUCGUCAAGCGCGAGACCAAAGAUGCCGAUACUGAGGAGCCCGAGGCUGGCCAGCAGGAGAUCUACGCAUCAUGGUCGCUCUUCAUCCUUAUCUCGCUGCUCAUAAUAGCUCUCUUCACGAGCUACAUGCUACAGACGAGGAAGAUCCAGGCCGUGCACGAGACGGUUGUCUCUAUUUUUGCCGGUAUGGUCGUUGGUCUGGUAUUACGACUGACGGCGAACGAGGCUGUCCUGGGCGUUGUCAGCUUCAACUACCAAUUCUUCUUCAAUCUCCUCCUGCCGCCCAUCAUCCUCGCCUCCGGCUACGAGCUACACCAGGCGAACUUCUUCCGCCAGAUCGGCACUAUUCUCACCUUCGCCUUUGCCGGUACAUUCAUCUCUGCCCUGGUCCUCGGCAUCUUCCUGUGGCUCUGGACCCGGCUGAACCUGGACGGCGUUUCUUUGUCCUUUGUCGAAGCCAUUUCCGUCGGCGCCACACUUUCAGCCACGGAUCCGGUUACGAUUCUUGCCAUUUUCAACACAUACAAGGUCGAUCCUAAGCUGUACACCGUCAUCUUCGGCGAAUCGAUUCUGAACGAUGCUAUUGCUAUCGUCCUUUUCGAGACUGCCCAGAGAUACAAGGAUGCCGACGGGGAGAGCUUGACAAUCAUCACUCUCUUUGAGUCAAUUGGAAUCUUCUUACUGGUUUUCUUUGGUAGUCUGGUCAUCGGCCUCAUCAUUGGCGUCAUGACUUCGCUACUUCUGAAGUUUACCUAUGUGCGCCGUUUCCCCAAAAUCGAGAGCUGUCUGGUCAUUUUGAUCGCAUAUCUCAGCUACUUCUUCUCCAAUGCCAUUCACAUGUCCGGCAUCGUCUCCCUCCUGUUUUGCGGCAUCUGCUUGAAGCACUAUGCCUACCACAACAUGUCCAGACGCACACAGCUUACGUCCAAAUUCGUCUUCCAGGUCAUGGCCCAGCUUUCAGAAAACUUCAUCUUCAUCUACUUAGGUCUUUCCCUCUUCACCGAAACCGAGCUCGACUACAAACCGCUUUUUAUCCUCGUCACCGUCAUCGGCAUCUGUAUUGCCCGCUACUGCGCCGUCUUCCCUCUCUCGAGAUUGGUCAACUGGGUUCUUCGUUACAAGGCCCGCAGGCGCGGUCGCGAAAUGGCCGAAGAAUUACCAUGGUCCCACCAAGCCAUGUUGUUCUGGGCUGGGCUUCGAGGAGCUGUUGGAGUCGCACUUGCAGCAGGUCUUAGUGGUACCAACGGUUACACGCUCCGCGCCACGGUUCUGGUUGUUGUCGUCCUUACUGUCAUUAUUUUUGGAGGCACAACGGCACGCAUGCUUGAGAUUCUGCAAAUUCGGACGGGGGUGGUUGAAGAAAUUGACUCAGAUGAUGAGUUCGACAUCGAGAUCGUACCAGGUGGUGGGAGUGGUGCAAGUGGCGUCACUUUUGCAGCCAAGCAAGGCCGCGGUAUCGGCCAUACCCCCAAGCCCAGCUCGAACGGCUUCGUUCUCACUCCAGUGGGCGUGGACGAUUCCGGCCGUGGCAAGGGUUUCAGCAGCAGCACCAUCAACGGCAGCUCUUCGCCCAACGCUCGACCCAACGGCGGCAUGCCAUCGCGCCGCAGCUCCAGCCGGGCGCAAAACCUCCGUGCUCAAGACUACGCUGAACAAGGCCUGCUCCGGGACGAGGACUCGGGCUCGAACUCGGACGUCGAAAACGAACUCGAUUUACCGCCUUCAGCCCGCCGCUCGCCCGCUCGUCGCGCAUCACCGAACGCUGCCGGCCCUGCCGCGUCAUCGUCGCCAUACACGGCGGAUACGACUGUGGCAGUGGAGCCGAUGGGAAGGUUGCAGAGAAUGACGGGCGCCACGGCCGCAGCGAGGCAGUUGCUGACGGGCUUGAGUGAAGAUCCGGCGAGCGCCUUCCGGCAGAUCGACGAAGGCUUCAUCAAGCCGCAUCUGCUGCUUGAUCCGGGGUCGGGAAGUCGGCAUAGCGGUGGGCAAGGUGGUGCGUCGCAUUGA
Molecule: messenger RNA, 2040 nt
Organism: Diplodia corticola
Lineage: Eukaryota; Fungi; Ascomycota; Dothideomycetes; Botryosphaeriales; Botryosphaeriaceae
Product: sodium hydrogen exchanger
Exons: 5
Coding region: 1-2040 (679 amino acids)
Biological process (GO): vacuolar acidification; sodium ion transport; proton transmembrane transport
Cellular component (GO): fungal-type vacuole membrane; early endosome; late endosome
Molecular function (GO): sodium:proton antiporter activity
Source: RefSeq, a predicted model, not a curated record